CCACAGUCUAACAGCCUAUGGGUACAUUGCCCCCCUCCUACGAGAUAAGAAUCUAUAAUGGGCCAUUGCUGGUACGAUGCCGGCAAACAUUUAAAAACUCCAUCACUUGGCAAGCUCCAUCUUCUUGCAUGAUAGUCUUUUGCUACAUUACCAUCAGGACUACCCUUGUCUUGCCUUGUCUACUCUACACUACCAUAUCAGUCUUAAUACAUAAUAGUCAAGUCAUCUCAGAUUGUUACGUAUUUGCCAGACCAGCUAGAGAGUUAAGACACCUUCAUAAUUAUGGCUUCGCACGACGUGGAAAAGGGGUCCCUCCACGACACAGGGGAAAGCCCUAGGUCGACCGAGGCUGGCAACCGUGACUAUCACGUCGACGAUGGUACUAAAUCAGAGCACCAGACCUUUGCACCCAUACGGACCACGCGGCCCGAAACUGCGGCCAAUCAAGGGGCCUUAUAUAGGCCUCAGUCGGCGUCGUCCAGGUCUAUGACGCGCACGCGUUCCAACAACGGAUACGGCUGCGACGAUGACGACGUCCACGGUGGCACGAAUCUGUCCAGCGAUGAGGGAGUCUCCGAUCCGUACGAGGUCAAGUUUGACAAGGGAAAUCUUGACCCUGAUUGCCCGAGGAGUAUGCCCAGUGCUAGAAAGUGGCUGAUCGUAUUCAUAACCUCUUUUGGGAGUCUUUGCGUAACAUGCGCCAGCUCUGUGUAUACAUCGACCUAUGGGCAAAUGAACGCCGAGUUUGGUUGCUCCAAGAUCGUAGCCACGCUCGGCCUGUCAACCUUUGUCCUGGGCAUCGCGAUGGGGCCGGCAUGGUCGCCCCUGAGCGAGUUCUACGGCCGGCGGCCUAUAUACCUCGCCUCCUUUGCCCUCUUCGCCAUCUGGAUCAUCCCCUCGGCCGUGGCGCAAAACAUCGAGACCAUGAUCAUCGCCCGCUUCUUCCAGGGCCUGUCCGGAAGCGCCUUCCUCUCCGUCUCGGGCGGCACCGUUGGUGACCUGUUUGCCAGCGACGAGAUGUCGGUCCCCAUGUCGCUCUUCACCCUCGCGCCCUUUGUCGGCCCGAGCUUGGGACCGUUGAUCGGAGGCUUCAUCAACUUCAAUGUAUAUUGGCGAUGGACCCACUGGGUGCUUCUCAUAUGGGCGGCUGCUCUCUUCAUCGCCCUCGCGGUCUUUGUGCCCGAGACCUUCCAUCCGGUCAUCCUGCGCAAGAAGGCCCAGAGACUCAGGAAGGAAACCGGCGACGAGAGGUAUAAAGCACCCAUUGAACGCGUGACCAAGUCCAUCGCGAGCACCGUUGGUCACUCUCUGCUGCGGCCGUUUCAGCUGCUCAUCUCGGAACCCAUCUGCGUGGCUCUGGACGUCUACUCAGCCAUCCUGCUGGGGAUUUUGUAUCUCUUCUUUGGUGCAUUCCCCCUAGUGUUUGGUGUGAACCACGGCUUUAACCUGUGGCAGAUUGGCCCAACCUUCCUCGGCCUGCUCGUCGGUAUGUGUUUGGGCGUGGCGACAACCCCUUACUGGGAACGAGUGCGCCACCGCCUCAUUGCCAAGCUCGAGAAGGAGACUGGUAUCGAUGGCAUCAGCGAGCCCGAAUUUCAUCUGCCUCAAGUCAUAGCCGGCGGCAUAAUAAUCCCUAUCGGACUCUUUUGGUUUGCCUGGACCACUUAUCCCUCCAUACACUGGAUCGUCCCGAUCAUUGGUUCCGGUGUAUUUGCUGUAGGUAACAUGUUGGUGUUCAAGGGUAUAUUCACAUACCUGGUCGAUGCCUAUUCAACCUAUUCUGCCAGCGCCUUGGCCACAAACGUGUUUGUGCGAUGUGCUUUUGCCGCUGCAUUUCCCUUGUUCGGCAUCGAAAUGUAUGAUUCUUUGGGAUAUCAAUGGGCCACGUCCGUACUGGCAUUCCUGACGGUGGCGAUGCUACCAUUUCCUUUCAUUUUCUACUACUACGGAAAGGCAAUACGUAGCAAGAGUCGAUAUGCAACCAAGUCAUGAUCCAAGGGCGAUCAGGGUUUAGAAAGCGUAAAAAAAGUAUACGGAGUAAAAAGGGGGUGGUUGAAGGAAUAAAAGCGUCUUAGAACUGUCUUACUAUAAUACCAACAUAAAUAUCAUUACUGACAUAACUGGCGAAAUCAGUCGGGUGGUGGUGCCAGUCGACCACCUAGUCUAGAACUAGUUUGCAAUCAG
Molecule: messenger RNA, 2184 nt
Organism: Pyricularia grisea
Lineage: Eukaryota; Fungi; Ascomycota; Sordariomycetes; Magnaporthales; Pyriculariaceae
Exons: 5
Coding region: 283-1992 (569 amino acids)
Biological process (GO): transmembrane transport
Molecular function (GO): transmembrane transporter activity
Source: RefSeq, a predicted model, not a curated record